GUGAUAUGUUGUAUGUUUCUGACAGGUAUGGACGGCAUUGAUGGACUUUUGAGAAUCAUAGAAGAAUUGCCUCCAACAAACCAGUCAGUCAUUAGAUACUUCAUGAGCCAUUUGUUUAAAGUAUCUCAACACCAGCAGUAUAAUUCCAUGACGUCACUAGGUCUGGCAAGAGUGUUUGCACACGUAUUGAUGCGGCCUUGCAAACAAGACAAGCUGAAAAUGGCCAUAAACCACGAGGUACAAAUCAAAGCUCUUGAUAUAUUAAUAAGCCAAGGACCAUGGUCGAKACACCAAGUCCCGAAUGAUGAACCAACGGAACCUCAACCUCCUCCAGUUCCUGUUCGACCUCGCCGACCGUCAAGAAGCGCUCCACGACCUCCUUCCCAUCAUGCAGCACCGGCACCUCCAUCAUCACCUGGUUUCAGUCCUCCAUCGAACAUGAGAGAACAAGUAUGGUACUGGGGAGAGACUAGCAAAGAGGUCGUUCAAGAACGCAUGAAGGAAGCACCAGAUGGUACAUUCAUAGUCAGAGAUUCAAAACGAAACCCAGGCGAAUACACACUGACACUAAGGAAGGGUGGUCUUAGUAAGCUGAUUCGAAUCAUAUACCAGAACGGCAAGUACGGCUUCUCUGAGCCGUUAACCUUUGAAUCAGUCAGUGAACUGAUAGAUUUCUAUCGUGAUCGGUCAUUGGCCCAAUAUAAUCCUAAGCUAGAUGUCAAACUUACACACCCAUUGCCUUUAUAUGAACGGGUAAGUACUUGGAUGACG
Messenger RNA from Exaiptasia diaphana, 771 nucleotides. Its product is annotated as phosphatidylinositol 3-kinase regulatory subunit alpha. Gene Ontology annotation, molecular function: 1-phosphatidylinositol-3-kinase regulator activity. NCBI's taxonomy places the organism in Eukaryota, Metazoa, Cnidaria, Anthozoa, Actiniaria, Aiptasiidae. Gene Ontology annotation, cellular component: phosphatidylinositol 3-kinase complex. Gene Ontology annotation, biological process: signal transduction; phosphatidylinositol phosphate biosynthetic process. The record is from RefSeq and is a predicted model, not a curated record. The annotation marks the transcript as partial. The transcript has 6 exons.